Messenger RNA from Closterium sp. Naga37s-1, 1621 nucleotides. NCBI's taxonomy places the organism in Eukaryota, Viridiplantae, Streptophyta, Zygnematophyceae, Desmidiales, Closteriaceae. The record is from the annotation of a GenBank genome assembly.
UGCCUCCUUGGCAUCUCACGCGCGAGAACGAGGUCCGAACGUCAUUAAGGGGGAUCCAAAAUACAUCUCCAAAGAUAGCCACGUGCAUUUCGUUGCUUCUGACUACGUCAGCGAUUUUAACCUCAAAGCGACCCACGUACUUCACAAUCUCUCGCAAGCAGAGCUUUAUGAGCUUGCGAUCAAGGAUGAGAAGGGGACGUACGUCACUUCAACUGGAGCGCUUGCUACUCUGUCUGGAGCGAAGACAGGACGUUCUCCUAAGGACAAGCGCAUUGUGAAGGAAGAGACCUCACAGGAUGACCUGUGGUGGGGGAAAGGUUCACCGAACAUUGAGAUGGACGAAGAGACAUUCUUUAUCAACCGCGAGCGUGCUGUCGACUAUCUUAAAUCUCUGGAUAAGGUCUUCGUGAACGACCAGUUUUUGAACUGGGACAAGGACAAUCGGGUCAAAGUCAGAAUCAUCACCUCUCGUGCUUAUCACGCUCUUUUCAUGCACAACAUGUGCAUUCGGCCAACUCCUGAAGAGCUGGAAACGUUUGGUGAACCUGCCUUUACUAUCUAUAAUGGUGGGAAGUUUCCAUGCAACCGUUUCACUCACUACAUGACAUCGUCGACCAGCAUUGACAUCAACCUGAAGAGGAGGGAAAUGGUUAUUCUCGGAACUCAGUAUGCUGGCGAGAUGAAGAAGGGGCUCUUUGGGUUCAUGCAUUAUUUGAUGCCAAAGAGAGGAAUACUGUCACUUCAUUCUGGCUGCAAUAUGGGAAAUGGCGGUGACGUAUCCUUGUUCUUUGGCCUUUCAGGCACGGGAAAGACUACGCUGUCAACUGAUCCUGAGAGGUACCUUAUUGGGGAUGAUGAGCACUGCUGGAGUGACAAUGGUAUAUCCAACAUCGAAGGAGGGUGCUAUGCAAAGUGCAUUGACCUGUCGCCCGAGAAGGAGCCAGAGAUCUUUAACGCAAUCAAGUUUGGAACAGUCUUGGAGAACGUCGUGUUUGACAGCCACACCAGGGUGGUUGACUAUGCAGACAAGUCUGUGACUGGUGAGAAAAUGUUGUUUUGUUCUGUUCAUAACUUCAAGUUCACUAACGAGCUGACACUUACAGAAAACACCCGUGCUGCGUACCCUAUCGAGUAUAUUCCGAACGCAAAGAUUCCCUGUGUUGGUCCCCACCCAAAAAAUAUCAUUCUGCUGGCCUGUGAUGCGUUUGGAGUCCUUCCGCCUGUCAGCAAGCUGACCCUUCCCCAAACGAUGUACCACUUUAUCAGUGGAUACACUGCCCUGGUCGCUGGAACUGAAGAGGGUAUCAAGGAACCGCAGGCAACAUUCUCCGCAUGUUUUGGGGCUGCUUUCAUCAUGUGGCAUCCCAUUAAGUAUGCAUGCAUGCUUGCUCAGAGGAUGCACGAGAAUGGAACUACUGCAUGGCUUGUGAACACGGGUUGGUCGGGAGGCAGCUACGGCGUGGGAAGCAGGAUGAAGCUGGCAUAUACAAGGAAGAUUAUCGAUGCGAUCCACAAUGGGUCUAUUGCAUCUGCUAGCUACAAGACAACCCCGAUAUUCUGUCUUCAAGUUCCAGACCAUGUUGAUGGUGUGCCUCAGGAGAUUCUUGAGCCGCAGAACAUG